Molecule: messenger RNA, 2217 nt
Organism: Medicago truncatula (barrel medic)
Lineage: Eukaryota; Viridiplantae; Streptophyta; Magnoliopsida; Fabales; Fabaceae
Product: ALBINO3-like protein 1, chloroplastic
Exons: 11
Coding region: 189-1787 (532 amino acids)
Biological process (GO): protein insertion into membrane; protein localization to chloroplast; thylakoid membrane organization
Cellular component (GO): chloroplast thylakoid membrane
Molecular function (GO): membrane insertase activity
Source: RefSeq, a predicted model, not a curated record
AAAAAAACAAAAAUCCUACAAACCCCUUGGUCUCUCUAACUAUACCACCAUCAUACUUGUUCGAUUACAUCUCCUCCAUUUCCGUGUACCAAUCUUUCACUCCGCUUACCACAACUUACAACGCUCCUAUCAAAAACCAGGUCGGUGAUUGUUUUUUUCAUUGAACCGGUUCAUUUCAACCCCAAAUAAUGUCGGCUCUGUUACCUUGCACGCCGACUAUACUCUCUGCUCCGUUCGGAAACCGGAGCAGAACCAAUCAUCUUCCCCUUCGACCUCACUCCCACGCCCUCCCAGGCUCGACCAAACGCUUUCUUCGUGGUUCUCUUUCCGUUACCCGUUUCGGUUUUCAUCCCGGUUUUUUACCCGAGCCGGAAGAUGCUGAAUUCGUUCUCAGGGAAUUGUUUAACCGAGCAGAGGGUUUUCUUUACACAAUUGCAGAUGCUGCUGUUUCGUCUUCUGAUAUAGCGAUAACAACUACCACAGCGAAACAGAAUAAUGAUUGGUUUUCUGGAAUUACCAAUUACAUGGAAAUUAUUCUCAAGGUACUCAAGGACGGGCUUUCUACUUUGCAUGUGCCGUAUGCUUAUGGUUUUGCAAUUAUAAUGCUCACUAUUCUUGUAAAAGUUGCCACGUUUCCGUUGACAAGAAAACAGGUAGAAUCUGCCAUGGCUAUGCGAUCUUUGCAACCUCAAGUAAAGGCUAUCCAGAAACAGUAUGCCAGGGAUCAGGAGAGAAUUCAACUUGAAACUGCCCGGUUAUAUACAUUAGCCAACAUUAAUCCUCUAGCAGGAUGCCUGCCUGUUCUCUUAACAACACCAGUGUGGAUCGGGCUAUAUCGAGCCUUUUCUAAUGUGGCUGAUGAGGGACUCCUUAAUGAAGGCUUCUUUUGGAUACCUUCUCUUUCUGGUCCAACUACAAUUGCAGCUCGGCAAAACGGAAGUGCUAUCUCAUGGCUUUUUCCUUUUGUGGAUGGUCACCCUCCCCUUGGAUGGCCAGAUACAUUGGCUUACCUUGUCUUGCCUGUUUUGCUGGUUGUCUCUCAAUACAUUUCUCUCCAGAUAAUGCAGUCAUCACAGGCUACUGGUCCCAAUGCGAAGAGUUCUCAAGUCUUAAACAAGGUCCUUCCGUUAGUGAUUGGUUAUUUUGCUCUUUCAGUUCCUUCAGGUCUUAGCCUUUACUGGUUCACAAAUAAUAUAUUGAGCACUUUACAGCAAAUAUGGCUUCAAAAGUUAGGAGGUGCGAAAAAUCCUUUGAGACAAGUUCUUGAUGAUAAUGUGAAAAAUGUAGACCUAAUGCAGGUUCAAAAGUCAGUAUCGAAUCUAAAUUCCACAAAAAUUGAAGAAGCUAGAAAAGAUUCAAAAUUGACAUCAGAAGGGCCACGACCUGGUGACAAAUUUAAGCAAUUAAUGGAGCAAGAGGCAAAAAAGAAACAGCAGAGAGAAGAAGAAAAAAGGAAGGCCGAGGAAGCAGCAGCUAAAGCUAAUAAUCACGAACAAACAGUUGAAGGAGGAAACCAAGUUGUAAACGACUUAGUUAAAAAUUCCCAAUCUGUGGCUGAUGAUACUGAUCCAUCUAUAUCUGGAGUAAUAAAUGGUAAUGGUAAGGACUUGGAGGGAAAUCAGAAUUCUACAUCUACAUCUGAUACUGCAAAUGAUGAAGGUUCUGCUCAUUUGAAUGCAGUAAACAAGAAAAAUCUAGAAAAGGAAUCAAGAGAAGUAUUGUCAACCAGAGUUACUACAAACAAGCAAGCUCAUGGAGAAGACUCAGAUCGCGUGUCAAAGGAUUGAUCAAUUAGAGAACUUAGAAAUUCAGCUGCUGUAUGAUUGGCUGGUCAAGCUGUCAUCUAUUGGCCAUGUUUUAGCAAUAAAAAUAGAAAUGCGACGUCCCAUGCGAUUUGAGGCCUAUCUGGUUAACACUGUACAUUCCCACAUAAAUGAUGGAAUGAAUGAGAUUCGAGGUUUUCUACAUUGGCCGGUCGGCAGGGGUUGAGUUUAAUUUAGAUUUGAUGGCUGACAUGCAGCUUUGUAGGCUGAGUUUGUAUUAUAUUUUUUUUUCACAUCAAUUUUCACUAUCUAGUUAAUAAAUAAGGACAAUACCCUUUACAGCCUGCUUGUCAUAUUCGAUGCUAUUUUUGUGUGUUGCUAUACGAUGGAUCAAUAAACUCUGGCCGAUGUAUAUGCUGUGACUGGAAUACCAUUAUUCGAGAACUUCCCAUAA